AUGCGUUCAAGCGUUCUAACUGUCCUCCCUGUUUUCUCAUCUUAUGCUCUCCAAAUCCCGCGCUUCUUCAAUCUCCAAGUGUUAUCAUGCUCACCAAACCUCUCUUCAACUUCCACAAAACACGACCCAUCUCUCCUCGCGGGUCUACCCACAACCUCAGUGCCGAUUCCUGAGUCAAAUCACUUAAACGACUUCCACUCAGACCAUUCUUUCUGCUCUUACGCCCUCAAAGUCUUAGCCAAAUGGCCCAAAUUUGGUUUUCUUCAGAAAGGAAAACAAAUACAUGCACACAUAAUAAAGUUAGGACUACACAACAAAUUAUCCUUGCAAAAUCAAAUAUUACAUCUUUAUGUUAAAUGCAAGGAGUUUGAUGAUACAGGGAAAUUGUUUGAUGAAAUACAUGUGAGGAAUGUUGUGACGUGGAAUACAGUAAUUUGUGGGGUUCUUGGUUGUGGUUUUAACUUCAAGUCAAGUCCGUAUCUGGGUUUUCUUUACUUAAAGAGAAUGCUGUUAGACAAUGUGGGUUUAGAUCAGAUAACGUUUAAUGGUUUGCUUCGUGCGUGUGUUGAAAUAAAUGAUAUUGAGAUGGGUUGGCAACUGCAUUGCUUUAUAGUGAAAUUGGGUUUUGAUCUGAAUUGUUUUGUUAGCAGUGCUCUUGUUGAUUUGUAUGGGAAAUGUGGUUCAGUUGAAGAUGCGAGGCGGCUUUUUAAUAAAGUUGUGUGUAGAGACUUAGUCUUUUGGAAUGUGAUGGUGUCUUGCUAUGCCUUGAAUUGUUUGGCAGCUGAGGUUUUUCGGGUAUAUGACUUGAUGCUGUUGGAAGGUCAGAAGGGGGAUGAAUUUACAUUUUCUAGUUUGCUCAAUGCAUGUGGGACAUUGAGAUCUUCUGAAUUGGGGAGGCAGAUUCAUGGCCUAAUAAUUAAACAGUUUUUUGAUUUAGAUGUUUCAGUGGCUAGUGCACUCGUUCAUAUGUAUGGCAAGUGUGGAAAUAUAGAUGAUGCUCGCAGAGUUUUUGAUGCUAUGGCUUCUAAAAAUCUUGUUUCAUGGAAUACCAUGAUUGUAGGUUAUGGUCAAUAUGGAGAUGGAAAGGAGGCUAUGAGACUUCUCAGAGAUAUGUUUCAAAGAAAUUUUCACCCAGAUGAACUUACCCUGGCUAGCAUUCUUAGCUCAUGUGGCAAUUUAUCCAUCAUUUGUGAAACCAUGCAAGUUCACGCUUAUGUGGUUAAAUAUGGAUUUCAAGCUUUCCUAUCCGUUGGAAAUGCUUUGAUAAAUGCAUACUCCAAAUGUGGUAGCAUUGCUAGUGCAUUUAAAUGUUUUAGUUCAGUCACAAACCCCGAUCUUGUUACGUGGACUUCAAUUAUUGGUGCACAUGCAUUCCAUGGCCUUUCUAGAGAAAGUAUUGAGAUUUUUGACAGGAUGUUAUCUGGAGGUAUAAGGCCAGAUCAAAUUGCAUUUUUAGGAGUUCUUUCAGCCUGUAGCCAUGGUGGGCUAGUUGACGAGGGGCUGCAUUACUUUAAUUUGAUGAUCAAUGACUAUCAAAUUAUGCCAGAUUCAGAGCAUUAUACUUGUCUCAUUGACCUUCUUGCUCGAGCUGGUCUGCUACAUGAAGCUUAUAAUAUAUUGGCAUCAAUGCCUUUUGAACCUAGAUCUGACACUUUUGGAGCAUUCAUCGGGGCAUGUAAAGUUCAUGGAGAAGUAGGAUUAGCAAGAUGGGCUGCAGAGAAGCUGUUUCAGUUGGAGCCUUACAAGCCAGUGAGUUACACUCUUGUAUCUAACAUGUAUGCCUCUGAAGGGUAUUGGUCUGAUGUGGUGAGAAUACGCAAAAAGAUGAGGGACAAUUGUAAUUAUAAAGUUCCAGGUUGUAGCUGGAUGGAGAUUGCUGGUGAAAUUCACACCUUUGUAUCAAGUGAUAAAUCCCAUCCACAAGCUGUACACAUUUAUGCUAUGUUGGGAACAAUGUUCGGCCUUGAGGAGGAUAAAAUUGUUUCCAGUGCCUAUGUAUUUGACUGUGACCUGGAUGAAUGUGGGUUUAACAUUCCCGGCUAACCUAUUGCUUUUAAUUUGAAGAAUGAGAACUUCAAGCAGUUUUGUUUCUUUCAUGACUUCCAGUUUGCUUCUCUUCUUGAGGUCUUUGAUUGGUAGAUUUCCCUUCAAAUUCUGGCAAUCUUCAACUAACUACAGAAUAUUGUCAAUGUCCUCUCCAAUUUGUGGUAAUGUUGAUUGAUUUAAACUGUUGAAAAUCUUUACUUUAACUACAG
Messenger RNA from Pistacia vera, 2255 nucleotides. Its product is annotated as pentatricopeptide repeat-containing protein At2g46050, mitochondrial. NCBI's taxonomy places the organism in Eukaryota, Viridiplantae, Streptophyta, Magnoliopsida, Sapindales, Anacardiaceae. Gene Ontology annotation, molecular function: RNA binding; protein binding. The transcript has 2 exons. The record is from RefSeq and is a predicted model, not a curated record. Gene Ontology annotation, biological process: RNA modification. The coding region runs from base 1 to 2043 and encodes 680 amino acids.